Pteropus alecto (black flying fox) is the source of this 480-nucleotide messenger RNA. Its product is annotated as N-acetyltransferase 8-like. Lineage: Eukaryota; Metazoa; Chordata; Mammalia; Chiroptera; Pteropodidae. The record is from RefSeq and is a predicted model, not a curated record. The transcript has a single exon. The annotation marks the transcript as partial. Gene Ontology annotation, molecular function: N-acetyltransferase activity.
UUCCGCCAUAUCCUGAAGUUGCCGAGAACCCAAGUUGUCUUGCUUGGGGUGCCCCUCGCCUUAUUCCUGGGCUCUGGCUCCUGGCUCCUGGCCCUGGUGGCCAGCCUCGCCCUCCUGGCUGCCCUGAGGUUCCUUGCUAAAAUCCUCUGGACCCAGUAUGUGGACAACUGUUUGGACACAGACAUGUCUGACAUCACCAAAACCUACUUAAGCAAGCGUGGCUCCUGCUUCUGGGUGGCUGAGUCUGAGGGGCAGGUGGUGGGCAUGGUGGGAGCUCUGCCAGCUGAGGAGCCCACCUUGAGGAAGAAGCAGGUGGAGCUGUUUCACCUGUCUGUGGCCUCGGAGUGCCGGGGUCAGGGGAUAGCGAAAGCCCUGGUCAGGACGCUCCUCCAGUUUGCACGUGACCAGGGCUACAGUGAAGUCGUCCUUGCCACCAGCAUGCUGCAGGUCUCCGCUCUGGCACUCUACCAGAGCAUGGGC